Molecule: messenger RNA, 1534 nt
Organism: Pimephales promelas (fathead minnow)
Lineage: Eukaryota; Metazoa; Chordata; Actinopteri; Cypriniformes; Leuciscidae
Product: adenosine receptor A3
Biological process (GO): G protein-coupled receptor signaling pathway
Cellular component (GO): membrane
Molecular function (GO): G protein-coupled receptor activity
Source: RefSeq, a predicted model, not a curated record
GCUUAGUGAAGUGAUCGUCUACUGCUAAAGAUCAGCAUGAGGUACACUCCUCCCAUACAGCAACACCUUCCCUGGUGGUUUGACACUGAUAGCGUGACUUCCUCUUUCCAAAGCUUCCAUUGUGGUCUCUGUCGUCGAAUGAGUGUUUAUGUUUUGACUGUACAUGCCUGCAUUCGAACACCCAUGUAAACAUGCAGUGGACUUCGGUGGUUUAUGGAGUGUUGAUGAUUGGUUCCAGCUUCUGCUCCAUUUUGGGGAACUUGCUACUACUUUUGGUGGUGUCACUCAACCAGAACUUGCAAACGGACACCUGGGUUUUCACACUGAGCUUCAGUCUAUGCGAUCUGGCGUUGGGCGUCUCCACCAUCCCUUUUGGUAUCCACAACAGCCUUUUCCAAGUGAAGAGCUACCCCAGCAAGAGUGCCACCUGCAAGGGCAGCGCCUUUCUGUUUUUGCUGCUCCAGCUCGCCUCCAUCCAUUCCCUCACCUGGGCCACUGUCGACAAGUUCACAGAGAUCUGCUUCGCCCUCAGCUACCCGGUGAUCUUUACAUCGCACAGGGCCAAAAUCAUCCUCGCGAUAGUGUGGGUCUACAGCAUCCUCAACGCAGCUCUGCCACUUUUCGGUUUCGGCAGUUACGUCUACAGCGAGACGAAGUUCCUCUGCGUUCCCAGCUUCAAACCGUCCAGCAUCGCCUUCAACAUGCUCUUCAUGGUGUUGGGAAUAAUCAUUCCCAUUGUACUGAUGUGCUCCAUGUAUGGAUAUAUAGUGCACAUAGCUAGGAACCAGGCGCGAAGAGGGACGUUUGUUUGCAACGAAGACCACUGUUUCUAUGUGCCAGCCAAUAACUACUUCAAAAGCUCCAUAGUAAUGGCGGCAACCAUCGUGUGCCUUCUUGUUUGCUGGCUUCCAUACAUUGUUAUCUGCUUCUAUGAGACACUGACGGGAAGAGAGAGCCCACAGCCUGCCUCGACUGUUGCCACAUGGCUUGUCCUUUUCACUUCAGCUCUCAACCCAUGGAUCUACUCCAUGUCUCAAAUGAGAUACAGAGUUGCGUUGCGCAAAAGCCUGAAUAAAAUCCGACAGAUGUUUGACUAUCCUCGUAAAAACUCUCUCUCCCAGUGCACAACCAUACAGCCCCGCCGCAAAAGCAACAGCUUCUCUUUGCCAGCUCCCGGUGAUCCUCCGGCACUACAAACAAACAACCAACCCCAACAGGACCUCACGCUGGUUUGAGCACGACCCUUCCUGACCUUUGCUGAAUGGAAUAGUGUAGAAAUAAUUAUGACUUAAGGAAGCAUCUACAGCAUCGUUUCACCACAGCAGAAGAGGACACUGGGUUGGCGGAGCUCACCAGAAGCGAUUUAUGACGCAAGCAGACAAAAGGAACCUUGUGCGAUAGUCUACAGGACUUUCGCAUCAAAAAGAUGUAUUGUGUUGCAUUGUAUUAUUGAUAGUGAUUCACUUUUUUUCUAAAGGAAUUCUCAAAGGACAAUGCAAUGUGAUUGUGAAAAAAGCUCUCUCUAAAAUGUUCA